AUGGGGAUUUUCAAGUGCCUGUCCGCCUGCUUGCUCGUCUCCGCCGCCCUCCUGCUCAACCUCCCCCCAGGUUUGUGCGGCUGCUACAAGCGCAUCUUCAGCUUCGGCGACUCCAUCAUCGACACCGGCAACUUCAUCCACAUGUCCGGCAACGGCUCGUCCCGGUACAAGGAGCUCCCCUACGGCAUGACCUUCUUCAAGAACGCCAUCGGCCGCAUCUGCGACGGGCAUGUCCUCGUUGAUUUCUACGCGCAAGCGUUCCAGCUGCCGAUGAUACCACCGAACCUGCCGGAGCAGGACUCGGGGCUCUUCCCGAAUGGCGCCAACUUCGCCGUGGCCGGUGCCACGGCGAUGCCCCCGGCCUACUACUACCGCAGGUGGAACCACAGCGUGCCGAUGCCGCACAGCCUGGGCGUGCAGAUCGGCUGGUUCAAGGAAAUGCUGCAACACCUAGCUCCCGGGGACGACGAUGGUGCUAAGAUCAGGCAGCUUCUGAACGAAUCUCUGAUCGUGCUGGGCGAGAUCGGUGGCAACGACUACAACUUCUGGUUCUGGUUCGGCGAUGCAACCAAGCCUCGCGAGCAAGCGAGCCGGUUCAUCCCGGACAUCGUCGCGUACAUAGGCUCCUCCGUCCAGGAGCUCAUCGGCCUGGGGGCGACAUCGAUCCUGAUCCCGAGUAACUUCCCCAUCGGCUGCGUGUCGUCGUACCUGAGCAUGUUCCCCAGCAGCGACCCCACGGACUUCGACGGGGACCGGUGCCUCCGGUGGUUCAACGACUUCUCCACGCGCCACAACAAGGCGCUGCGCGGCGAGGUCGCCAGGCUCAAGGCACGCAACCCCGGCGCCAAGCUCAUCUACGCCGACUACUACGGCGCCGCCAUGGAGUUCGUCAAGAACCCGGGUAGGUUCGGGAUCGGCAACCCCCUGGUCGCGUGCUGCGGCGGCGGCGGCCCGUACCACACAGGCGCGGCGUGCGAAAGGACGGCCAAGGUCUGGGGCAACCCGAGCUACUUCGCCAACUGGGAUGGCGUGCACAUGACGGAGAUGGCGUACGAGGUCAUCGCCCAGGGAGUGUUCAACGGGGGCGUCUAUUCAUCACUCUCUGUGAUUGGAUUUCAUCCAAUCGCAGAGAGCCGACAGACGAGCACCCCCGCCCGCCCCCGCCGUCGAGCGCCUCCCUCGGCUCCGGCGGCCUCCGCUGCCUCCGCCGCCGCCUUCCACCACCGCCACGCUAACCAAUCUCGCUGCCGCACCGUCUAUCUAGCACCGCCGCCGCCUUCUCUCGCCCCCGCCGACGGCCACCACCCACCAGUUAUCCGACCCCGGCCGGCCGGCGGCGCUCCCACGCCGCCGCGCCCUCUACCGGCCGAACCGCCACUGGGCCGCCCUCCCCCCCCGGGGCCUUUCCUCUAG
Panicum virgatum (switchgrass) is the source of this 1413-nucleotide messenger RNA. Its product is annotated as GDSL esterase/lipase At1g28570-like. The transcript has 4 exons. Gene Ontology annotation, molecular function: hydrolase activity, acting on ester bonds. The coding region runs from base 1 to 1413 and encodes 470 amino acids. Lineage: Eukaryota; Viridiplantae; Streptophyta; Magnoliopsida; Poales; Poaceae. The record is from RefSeq and is a predicted model, not a curated record.